Messenger RNA from Prorocentrum cordatum, 5316 nucleotides. The record is from the annotation of a GenBank genome assembly. NCBI's taxonomy places the organism in Eukaryota, Dinophyceae, Prorocentrales, Prorocentraceae.
AUGGGAUAUCAGUGCCCUGGGCAGCCAGCUGGCGAUCUUCUCGGGCACCCUGCUGGCGAUAGCAUACGUCGGGGAGACCUGCAUCCAGAGGCCUGUGGAGGCGUGGUAUGCGCGCACGAUGCCCACCCCGAAGUCAUUCGGACUGGAUCCCCUGCCAGCCUCUUUCGGGCGCCGCGAGAGCAUGGUGCUUUACUACUGUGGCAUGCUGGUGAUUGCUUGGAUGUGUUUGACAGGUCCUGUUCCUCACGUGGUCCCCGUUUCACGCAUUCCUUUCGCAGGCGUUACUGUCGAAUUGUUACUUCGAGCAGGGACGUGGCUGCUGUUCGUGCCCAUCGGCGCCUUCUCCAUGUCCCUGGCGGGGCUGCUGCUGUACCCGCCGGUGUCGGAGGAGGCCCCUGUGCCCGCCAAGGUUCAGAUGCAGGCAGUCCGGCUCAAGGGCGAGCGGACUUCAAGCUUGUCUUUCGCAUCGUCACUCGCGGUGAGAACCCUUCGCUGGUGAAGGACAACGUGCUGCACCUUCUGUCCAUUCUGGAGGGCUGCUUGUCCCAGGACCGCUGGGCCUUGGAAGUGGUGACCGACAGUCCACUGGAUUUGGCCAAGCUUGGGACCUGUGCCACAGAGAUCCUGGUCCCCAGCGCAUACACGCCUCCCCACGGCUGCCGUUACAAGGCGCGCGCGCUGCAGUACGCUGUCCUGGCUUCGACUGCGGGGCGGAUGGACUGGAUUGUGCACCUCGACGAAGAAACAACCUUUGAUGCAGAUACCGUGUCGCACAUCCUGGUCCACUGCCGUGCGCAGAACGCAGCCGUGCAGCGCGGUGCCCAGAUCUACGGGCACACAGGCCAGGGCGUCAUCGUGUACAACGUCAAGGAGCAGGUCAAUCUGUUGUGCUGCCUGGCUGAUUCUAUACGCGUCGCCGAUGACCUGGGAAAGUUCGCUCUGCAGUACAAGCUGUUCCAGGAGCCCCUCAUCGGCAUGCACGGCUCUUUCGUGGUUUGCUCCAACGCGGUAGAGAUGGACGUAGGUUUUGAUUGGGGGAUUCCUGGGUCGAUCACCGAGGACACGUUCUUCGCACUAAAGUGCGCGGAGAUUGGCGUGCAGGUGAUCCACUGCGGGGGCUGCAUGUACGAGCAGUCUCCCUUCAGUGUGCAAGACUUUGCGAAGCAGCGCUGCCGUUGGUUCUCUGGCAUAUGGCUGUGCGUGAAGGCUCCCAACCUGCCCCUGCCGCACCGCGCCUUCCUGGGGAGCCACACGCUGGCGUGGGGCGCGUCGCCUUUCGUGGUACUGGCGUCGUGGGUGAACGUGCUGUGCAUGUUGCAUCAGCCUGCUUGGGUAAAUACGUGCAUCCGCCUUCUCUACGCGUUCCCCUUGGGGUGCUACGUGCUCGGGUUUCUGUUCACGUACAGGCCGUCCGAACUGCGCCACGGGGUUGUCGAAUACCUGAUGCUACUGUUCCUGCAGACCUCGUGCAUUCCCAUCUUCGCCGUCAUGGAAGCGUACGGGAUAGCCUUGGCAUUGUGGACGAAGCCCUUCACGAGCUUCGAGUUGGUGCAGAAAGAGGUGGGGGAAUUGUUUACCAACGUGCCUACACACACCUUGCCAUUUACCAAGGACUGUGAAGCCCCAGCGAGCGAGGAGAAGACAUCGUUCGCCUCAACCGACUCGUCCUCGUCGCUGCGCGGGUCGGGAACCGCCGCGACGGAGCGCCUGCGCGAGGCAGGAUCUCUGCACGAGGACUGGGCGAGCUUGUUUGCCGACGCGCCGAGCGAGGUGCACGUGCCCCAGGUGUUGAGGCCAAGGUCUGGAGGACCCGGCGACAGCUGCAUCGAGUUCCCUUGGGGCACUCUGCCGAUGAUCCGGCAGCUCGCCUCGCGCGAGCGAGCCCCCCUCGACCCCCUCGACGUGGUCGCGGCCGCCCUGGCUGCAGUGAUCAGCUACGUUUCCAACGAGGACCUUAUGAUUCUGGGUGUUGAGCCUCCCACUGGCGCAUCCGAGGGGGAAACGCCUGUCCUUCCCGUGCGCGUCCACGUGCGCCACGAUCUUUCCUUCCUCGCGUACGCGGCCAACGUUCGCGGACAGCGUGUUGCGAGCUCGGACCUGCACCAGGCUUCUGGAUGCCCGCCGCUGGCCACGAUCUUAUUGCACGGUGGGGAUUCGUGGAACGCGAGAGCGCUCGACACCGCUCCGUUUCAGUUUGCCGUCGUCAACGGCCACCGUGACAGACGCCCUGACAAGCUCGCCAGUGUCUUACUGAUGGCGGUUGGCGACGAGCUCCUCUUCAUGUACCGCGCGGAAUUUUUGACCGCCGGUGCCGCCGAGGUUUGGGUCCGCCGCUUUGUCCAGGUCGUACAGGCAGCUUCCGACGCCGCGUCGGCCUGCCUGCGCCAGCUCCCGCUGUUGAACGCAGAGGAGGACCGCGCCGUCGCGGACAGGGCCGGCAAGGCUCAGCCCUACAGUCCCUUGACCUUGCACGAGCAGUUCCUGGCGGAGUCGAAGAGCUCUGCCUCAAAGGUUGCCGUCGUCUGUGGUGGGGAGAAUGUCACCUACGCAGAUCUGCGCGUCGCCGCCCUCAAGGUGUCCCUGGGCAUCACGACGGUGUUGGGAGAGGCCUGCCACGAGAACCUGCUUAUCGGUAUGCUCUUCGAGCGAUCAGCCGACGUGGCGGCGGUGAUUUUCGGUGUGCUCUUUUCUGGAUGCGGCUACCUGCCGAUCGAUGCGCGGUUCCCUCCGGUCCGCAUUAAGGACAUCCUGUCGGAUGCUGGCGCAUCGUGCCCAAUGGUGCUUCUGGGGAAUCAAGAGUUCGCUUCCAGUUUACCGACCGACUACCCAGGCCAGGUCGUGUGCGCCAGCAGAGCAGGGCUGGUCGUGCCACCUGGAAUCGUUACAGAUUUACCGCAGAUGCGGAUUGCGAGCCCGCAGAGUUUGGUCUAUUGCAUGUACACGUCGGGCACCACCGGGAAACCAAAAGGCGUGAUGGUCGAGCACCAGUCGUUGUCCAUGCGCAUCGGUUGGUUCCAGCGGCAGUUCUCCCUCAGCACAGAGGAUACAGUGCUGUUCAAGACGCAGUAUACGUUCGGUAUUUCCGAGUGGGAGAUUUUCUGGCCGCUCACAGUUGGAGCUACAAUGCUCGUGGCGCCAAUGGAGAUCGUAGAGUCGCUGCCCAAGCUGCUCAAGCUCAUUGAGGUCGGGCGCUGCACGCACGCGUUCUUCGUGCCAUCGCACUUGACGGCGUUGCUGCGGCAUUGGCUGCAGGUGAAAAAGGCCGAGAGUCAUGCGCAUCGGUCUUCGCUGCGCUGGGUAGUGGCCUGUGGCGAAGCACUGCCGCGGCAAACGGUGCGGGACUUCAGCUCCGUUCUGCCCCAGGCGAGCAUCUACAAUCUCUACGGCCCCACAGAAGGGUCAAUGACUUGGAGGUGCUGCGACCACGAUGAUUCCUCACUGGACGCUCUGGUCCCACUGGGCACGCCCAUCGACAACACGGUGGUGCUGCUGCUGGACCGCUGGCAGCGGCCCGUCCCCGACGGCGUCCCCGGCGAGAUCUGCUUCGGGCACUGCCUGGCACGGGGGUACCUGAACCGCCCCGACCUGACGGCCGAGCGUUUCGUAGCCAACCCGCUGCCAGCGGGCUGGCUGCCUGCUGACAGCCCUCCAUGCCCAAGGCUGUACCGCACGGGCGACAUGGCGGUCUGGAUGGACGGGGAGCUCCACUUUGCGGGCAGGGUCGACCGCCAGGUAAAGUUCCGCGGCUAUCGUAUCGAGCUUGGCGCCAUUGAGGCCGCGAUGCGGGAGGCGUUCCAGGCGAGGAUCGCGAAGGAGGUUCCUUGGUUGUGCUGCCUGCUUGUCCCCGCAUCGGCACGGAGGCCGGGCGGAGAGCUCGUUGCGUUUCUGCAGAGCUCCCUGAGCGACCUCGAGGUCCAGGUCAUGCUUCCAGAGCUGUCGGUUCGGCUGCCCGCGUAUAUGGUGCCCACGAAAAUUACAUCGAGGCCGAACCUCCCAACUUUGUCUUCGGGCAAGGUGGACAUGCGGGCGUUGCAAAGUGAAGCGUCGGGCGAUGGUGAGGUUCAGUUUGAAGGUCCGGACUCAGUGCAGAAUCCAGCGCUUGAGGAAGCCAUAGAUUCUCUCGGGCAGAUCCGCCGAUACGCUGGAGAACAUUCGACGAGCUUGCGAGUUGGGGAUAACCUGAGGGCGUUUUACAUGUAUGGGGUUGUGAUGGACCAUUAUUAUGGUUGCUCUGACGGGCAACGCUGUCGACUGGUACUGGAGGCGCUCGUCUUUCCACGACAGGAUUCAGGUGCAGAGGCAGCGGCAGAAGUUUCGCGAUUUGCCGAGGUGCUCUUCCGUUCGACUGGCAACUACAAGUCAAUGAGCGGCUUCAUGAUGAUUUCGGCUUAUGCGGAUGCUAGAUACACGGAUGCAUCGCAUUUCGGCAAAACGGACGUUGUAAUGCUUCUGGCGUACCUGCAGAUGAUGUGGAUUAUUGACCCGGUCUAUCUCAGGGUUUGCUUAGACGAAAAUUUGUGCUAUCCCUCCGGGCAUAGAUGGUAUCUGUUAGCGGUGCUGAUGAUCAAGGCAAUGCUUGUGCUAUUCAGGCUGACAAGGCUUCCACCUCUCGUUCAGUGUAUUGCCGUCACUGUUCUAGCUUUCACGAUGCCUCCAGAAGCUGGGUGUGUUGUGGAGACCAACAGGGACGAGAGGUGCGCUGGCGUUAACGACAAUGCCACGUGGACUGCCUACUACUCAAUAUUCGACAUCGUCUGGACAAUCUUCAUCCGAGGCGGCAGCGAGGAGCCAACCGAUUUCGACGCCUCACCGACCAUCCUCAGCCGGCACUACUUGUUCUUCGCGAUGCAGUACUUUUGGACCUUCCACUACGGACACCACUGCGUUCAGAUCUUCUGGGGGUUCGUCGACGAGCUGCCAUGCAGGACUGCCAGAGUUACCAGAUGGUGCUCCUUUGUUGGCUUUCUCAUUAUCGAGUUGACCCUCAGCGGAGUGGUGGGCCCUGGUCUGUACGAUACCAUGCAGGGUACGGUCGACGACGGCUUCGAUCCCGACCUGCUGGGGAAUUUGGCAAUCUUCCUGGCGCUUUCAGCUUCAGUGGCGUUUCUUGCUUAUGCGAUCUCUGGUGUCAAGACGCGGCUCCAGACCCUCGGCUCCACCACGCUGGGGUGCUACAUCGCUCACUGGUACUUAGUACCUUUGGUCCCAUACUUCGAGAAGCAAAUUAAAGCGUUGUGCUCUCUGGGAUAUUUCGGAUUGCCACUCCAGGUGCAUGGGCUGGCGGAUUCAGCUGUCGGUCGGGGUCGCCUUUCAUAA